AUGGCGUUCCAGUCAGGAGAAUACCUCUUCCAUGGACAAACGCAGAGCCAACAUUUAACACCGUCUCGAGGUUGCUCUCCUCCACAAGCUAAAACCUCUGUCAAUGGGUGUGGCUUCGAAGCGCGUGUUGUUUCUCUCCGCGAAUCCACGUUGCUGAAAGCAGUUAUCAAGGCGGACAAAGAGACCCUCACCGAUGCUGUCUGA
Molecule: messenger RNA, 204 nt
Organism: Parastagonospora nodorum SN15
Lineage: Eukaryota; Fungi; Ascomycota; Dothideomycetes; Pleosporales; Phaeosphaeriaceae
Exons: 2
Coding region: 1-204 (67 amino acids)
Source: RefSeq, a predicted model, not a curated record